AACGCGAAGAGGAAGAAGAAGAAGACUACAAUGACCACAAUCCACCGCGGCAGCUGCGUCCUCGUUUGCGUGCCUUCGCAGCACAGGAGACAUUGCACUGUGCCAUCGUGCAGCCGGCCUCGGCGUUAGUGAUAGUGUGUGUUGCAGGGUGAUUCAUGAUGGCGGAGCAGCCUCUGUGGGAGCAGAUAGGAUCCAGCUUCGUGCAGCACUACUACCAGAUGUUUGACUCUGACAGAUCACAGCUCGGAUCAAUAUAUAUCGACACGUCAUGCCUUACAUGGGAAGGACAGCCCUACCAGGGAAAAAUAGCAAUUGUCGAGAAGCUCACUAGUCUUCCCUUCACAAAAAUAGCGCAUAGUAUAACAGCGCAGGACCACCAGCCAACUCCAGACAACUGCAUCUUGAGUAUGGUCGUAGGACAGCUAAAAGCAGAUGAAGACCCCAUCAUGGGUUUCCAUCAGAGUUUCAUCCUGAAGAACAUUAAUGAUGCCUGGGUGUGCACCAAUGACAUGUUCAGGCUAGCCAUCCACAACUUUGGUUAAGUUGCCUCUCCACGCCGGCAGGCAGGGGCAGCCGCAGCAGAGGGUCGCUGUGAGACGAAGCGUUGGAGGAGGAGGUGAGGAAGCACUCCUCCCUCCCGCCGUCUCACUUAGGCCUGUUUGACAAACAAGCAAACACCGGAUUCUAGAUGUCUAUCACAGAACCCUGUCCAGGUGGGUUUCUUUUCCUCCGACCAGCCUGGCAAAGUAGAACUGCAACGCGUCUCUUCGCUGAGAGCCGGCUGACCAAUCAGACGCCCCUGUCUGCCACUCUGCUGAUCUGCAUGACGCUGGGAGAUCCUCAGUACAAUAUCUACACUCAAGCCACCAGAAGGACAAACAUCCCAUCGAUGCCAUUAACUCGUGCUCUGUUUUGCUCUGCUUUGAUUCUAACCCGUUUUGCUCCGCUAUUGACUCGGUUCUGUUAGCACUGCUGUUGACUGUGGAUCCAUGUUCCGGUUCAGACGCAUUGUGUUAUUUGUUUUACGACGCCUCUCAUGUGUUGACCUUAGCUCUUCUUGGUGUGUUGAGUUUAGUUUUCUCCCCUCUAAGCAUGAUUCAUGCUCUGAUGCCAGGUUUAGCUGUUGCAAACCAACGGAUGUUGGAGGACAAACAUUCACCUUCUUUUCUUCCUUUCUUGUCUUUCCCACAUCUGGCAGUUAACAAGGACUACAGCCACGAUACACAAUAAAACCUGGACAUUUUUCUUAA
Girardinichthys multiradiatus is the source of this 1250-nucleotide messenger RNA. RefSeq names its product nuclear transport factor 2 (gene nutf2). Gene Ontology annotation, cellular component: nuclear pore central transport channel. Gene Ontology annotation, biological process: protein import into nucleus. Bases 156 to 542 code for a protein of 128 amino acids. NCBI's taxonomy places the organism in Eukaryota, Metazoa, Chordata, Actinopteri, Cyprinodontiformes, Goodeidae. The record is from RefSeq and is a predicted model, not a curated record. The transcript is spliced from 5 exons.